ACUUUUGUUGUAUUCAUUUCACUCAUCUACUUCUAAUCUGCCAAUCUCACUCUCAGUCGUGAAGAUCGGAGUUUUAAAUUAUUUUCAUUUUCUGCAAAGUAGCUUCAAAGGAGCCACUCUUUGAUCGAAUAAACCGCCAAAAUUUUUGAAAAAAUGACCAAAUUUGAACACGAAUAAAUCUCCUACCAUACGCUGAUACAAAAUGACAUCAAACAGCAAUGCAGAAUAUUCUUACAUCGAAGAGGAAGAAGUUGAAUUACCUGAAACUGGAUUUGAGACAGAAUGGGCAGAGAUAGGAAAUAUACAGAUGGAAGUAGAACCUGAUAUUCAAACAGAUGAAAAAACAGAAUUAAACGCUCAAAACAUCACUGAGAAGAAAAAGACGAGAAAAUCACUGAAUCGCUCUGCAGCGGAUAAAUCCAUAGUAAAAGUAAUACCAAAAGAUGAAAUAAUGGAAAACUAUACUGUCUCUACAUCACUAUCUUUAUACGACGGAAAUGCUCUGUUCGACGGGACUUUUUUCACUUUCGUUAACGAAUAUUAUGUAAAAGAUAGUUUGAAACAAAUAGCAACGAGGAAAUUUAAAGGCAAAUGCGAAUUAUGUCAAGUUCCAGCGUUUAUUGUCGGUAGUGGAUCCAGCACGUACAAUUUUCUUCGUCAUUUAAGGCGUAAACAUGGAGAAGAAGUAUACGAGUCGUAUCUAUCGUAUAAACAACUUAAGAACCCUAAAACUCGAAUCAAGAUCAAGAACCGUGUUUCCGCUGCGAAAAAUGUUACUGCUGAUGUGUCUUCUGAGUCUGACAAUCUUGUCGGUACGGUUACAAUGUAUGUUGCUGACGAAUUUGUAUGGAAAGAGUUCGGAAAUCCUAGAAAUAAACGAUCUCUCAAGUCAGUUAUUUUAGAAGAUGGUGUAUCUGAAAGAAUAUUGGACGAUGUGCGUGAUUUCAUUCUGAAUCCUUCAUGGUAUCAUGAUCGAGGUAUUCCUUAUAGAAGAUCGUUUUUAUUACAUGGACCUACUGGCUGUGGUAAAUCAUCAUUCGUGUUUGCUUUGGCUAGUGAAUUGAAUUAUGGUCUCUGUGUCUUACAUACCUAUGAUGGCGAAUUAACCGAUAAUAAGUUGAAUUACUUGUUAAAUACUACGCCGGAAAAUUGUAUCAUUCUGUUAGAAGAUAUCGAUGCUGCUUUUACCAAAUUAGAGUCAAGAGACCACAGUAUAUCUAGUCGACUCACAUUGAACGGUAUACUUAACUGUUUGGAUGGUGUUACUGCUCCUGAAGGAAGGAUAUUAUUUAUGACUUGCAUCGAUAAAAAAAGGUUAGAUCCUCUGUUGUUGAGACCUGGUCGUAUCGAUGUCAAAGAAUAUUUUGGAUUUUGUUCUCAAAAUCAAAUAGUACGAUUAUUCAAGAAGUUUUAUAAAAGUUCUGCAUCAAUCGCGUUGGAAUUUAAGCAAGAAAUUAUAAAAAGUGGCAAAAAUGUUAGUCCUGCUCAGUUACAAGGAUUUUUUCAAUCCCACAAACACAGUGAUUUGGAACGAUUGAAGCUGGAUAUCCACCAGAUUUGGGAUUUCUGACUGAAUUUUUAUAUUGUGAUAAUAAAAUAAGUUUCUGUU
Molecule: messenger RNA, 1609 nt
Organism: Planococcus citri (citrus mealybug)
Lineage: Eukaryota; Metazoa; Arthropoda; Insecta; Hemiptera; Pseudococcidae
Product: mitochondrial chaperone BCS1-like
Exons: 6
Coding region: 203-1570 (455 amino acids)
Molecular function (GO): ATP hydrolysis activity; ATP binding
Source: RefSeq, a predicted model, not a curated record